Messenger RNA from Aedes albopictus (Asian tiger mosquito), 6925 nucleotides. RefSeq lists its product as uncharacterized. Gene Ontology annotation, molecular function: SUMO-specific endopeptidase activity. NCBI's taxonomy places the organism in Eukaryota, Metazoa, Arthropoda, Insecta, Diptera, Culicidae. Gene Ontology annotation, cellular component: cytoplasm; nucleus. Gene Ontology annotation, biological process: protein desumoylation; proteolysis. The coding region runs from base 682 to 5997 and encodes 1771 amino acids. The record is from RefSeq and is a predicted model, not a curated record. The transcript is spliced from 10 exons.
CCAAGAAGAAGAGCACAAACGGGAGUCGAUUUUUUCACGCCAUCAGUGUCGGGUGCGACGGGUCGUCGAUUCUUUCGAAUUUUGUUCCUGUUUGGUCUGAAGGAUCCGGUCGAAAAUAGUGUCAAAAUGUGCAUAAUCGCGCCGGGCAGUCGAAUUGAUAGUUUGUGACGCGAAUCGUUCGUGAUUUGGUGGCGAAAAUAUCGAUGGAAAUUUCGGUCGUUUGCAUGUUCGAGCAUUUUUUCCAUGUCGUUUGAAAGUGGAGCAGCACGACGACGACGACGGUAGUGAAGGAAGAAGUCGCGGUAAAGACGUGUGUGUGUGCGCGAGUCAGUGGGAAGUUGACAUUGCGUCACUUGUAUGAGUGUGGAAGUUUGAGUUUUGGAAUGAUGACAAACGGAAGAACAAAGCGGAAAGUGACGCGCUUUUACGGCGAAAAUAAUUGAAUUUUGGGAGAAUAACGCUUUAAAUCCGAUGAAUUCCAGUUAAUAAUAGGAGAACAGAUUGUCUUACAUCGAUGAAACUAAAAGUGAUCUUGAAUUAAGUGAAUAAAGCGAAGAAAUAUAAAUCACAGUGAAGUAGUCGACUCAUCGAUGAAAAUUACCGUGGCUACGAAUGGUGCGCAGUGAAUUCAUUUUAUUUUUUACUGAAGUUACGUGGAAGGAUAAAUUUUAAAUCUAAACAAUGGCUUAUUAUCAAAUUGUACCGACGGAUGAAUUGAAAAAUCUGUAUCCUCAUUUGGAUCUCCAGAAUGGGGGAAUUCAGGUGGUGAUGGGCGACGAUGUUCAGUUCGGAUCUCAGCCAGUAAUUCUGUCACAGGACCAGCAAGAGCUGCUGCUGAAUGAUGCAAAUCAGCAUCAACUGCCGCAAAUAGUGUACCAACAGGCUUCAGCUCAGCAGCCUCAGCCGCAACAAUCUCAGCAGCCACCGCCCCAGCAACAGCAGCAACAACAGCACGAAACGCACUAUGUAAUCCAACAGGAAGACGGUGCACUCACAGAUGCCUUCGGGCAGCCAGCAAAUCAACCACAGCACAUCUACUAUUCCGAGGUACCCAAUGAUGGGUCGCAAAUGAUUCAAACCAAUUUGGUUCACGAACCCCCCCAACAAACAACUUUGCAUACGAUGCAAACGGCAGCAGAACAAUUGCAGCAACAGCAGCAGCAACAACAACAGCAGCAACAACAGCAACAUCAGGUUUUGCAAGUUGUCCAUGGUAUCCCUCGACAACAAAUAAUCCUACGUCAACAACGUCAAGACCUGACGAAACCUCCACAACCUCAGCAAAUAGCUGUCCAACAAACCCAGCAGCACAUUCUGGCCCAUCAGCCUUCAACGCAAGUUAUCCUACAACAUCCCCAAGGGCACCAGAUAGUCCAUCGUCCACAGCAACAACCUCAGCAUCAAAUCAUCUACGAGCAUGUGCAACCCCAAGGGCACCCAGUGCAACAAAGCAUACAACUAACGCCGCAGUUGCUACAUCAGUCUCAACAACAACAACAACAACAGGCACCGACUCAACGCGUUAGUAUUCAAAAAUUAACCCCACAACAGCACCAACAGUAUCUUCAACAACAGAUGCACCAGCAACAGCAGCAAAUACCCCAGCAACAGGUAAUACAGCAGUCGCCCCAGAUGAUGCAGCAGCCACCGCCGGGAGCCACGCCAUGUUUAAUCAUAACGAAACCUCAGCUUUCACAGGCGCCACCACAGUCUACGACCGUGGCCAUUCCGCAGCAGUCUCAGCCUCAAGCACCACCGCAAAACAUUGCUCGAGUACGCAACUACAAACCUCGCGUCACCAAGGCUCCCGCUCCUCGGCCUCGCCCUGCGCUACCUGUUACGAGCAGCGCCCCGGGACAGGCUCAAAUUCGGCCUCCCCGUCCCUCGACAGCGAAAAUCGCACCGACUCCGGUGGUCCGGCCACCUGCACCCGGUGUAAUGCAGCAACAACCCCCUCUUCAGCAGCAGCAAACUACAUCAGUUCCCCAACGUACGAAUAUUAUUCUUACCGGUCAGAAAAUCGUAACUCUCACCCGACCUCCUCAUCUCGUUCCGACCUCUUAUGCAGCCGCGAAGACACAACCCAUAAAGCGAGUAGUUUCCUUGCCAAAUUCCAUUCCGACACCUCAGCUGGUUCCAGUGUCUCAACCCCAACAGCCAGUCGAAAAUCAAUCUCAACCGCAGCAGCAGCAGCCGCAACAACAACCACAACAACCAACUCAACAACAAUCAACAUCUCCGCAGAAAGCACCCGGUGGUACGUACUCUAACGAUCUGGAAGACCUCGAGGACAGCAUCCAGGCGGCUGUUGUUGCCAAAGCUCCACCAAACGCUAGCCCUCAAUCAACUACGGUCGAGCAAUCUCCCACCUAUCAGCAAACCAAUCAACAACAGCAACAGGAAAUACAACAACCGCAGCAAAUCCCUCAACAACAACCUCAACAGCUCCCACAACAGCCUCAGCCUCAACCGCAACCGCAGCAACAACAACCCCAACAUCUCUUCGACGAUUCCAGCAGCAUCAUUCAGCUGGGCAACGGCCAGACCAUGACAGCCGCCCAGUUCCGCUCUUUCCAGGAAAAGCAGCAACUCCGCCAACAGGAAAAUCUUCGCGGAGGAUUCACCCAACGGGGACGCGGCAUCAUGGCCGCCCGUGGCAUGGUCAUACGGAAAACGGUGCCCCUCAACCGCCAGCAAAUGGCCCUUCAGCAGCAGCAGCAAAACGCCCAGAUGCAAAUAUCGCAGCAGCAUCAUCUGCUACAACAGCAGCAGCAACAACAAAUGGUCCAACAGCAGCAACAGGCAGCGCCUCCGCCGCCACCCCAGCCGGCGGAACCGGAACCAAGAGAAAGCGCCAAAAUGUUGGUCAUCCUGCAGAGCGGCGAACAGCGCCUAAUCACCUUUACGCUCCCGAAGGAAAGCUGCACCGUGCAGGAACUAUUGGAACAGGUUGGAGUGCAGUUCUCGCCGGAAAGCAACAUUCAGUGCAUUUCGAACCCGGGCGGAGACAUCGACUACAUUGUGACGGUGGGCGUUACCAUGCAAGAAACCAGUGAAUAUCUGAAGGCAGCAGAGAAUACGAUCAAGAGUCAACAGCAGCAGCAACAACAACAACAGCAACAGUUGCAACAGCAACAACAGCAGCACCAUGUGAUGGCUCAGCAGCAAAUGAUGCAGCAGCAACAACAACAACAACAACAACAACUGCACCAACAACCGCAAAUGCAUCAUCCAUCUCCGAUGGCUGUUCCUCAGCCGCCGCAGUCACAACAUCAGCAACAGUUGCCCCAAACCCCAUCCCACCAUCAACCUAAUCGCUUCAAUGAUUCAUUCCGGGCCACGAUGACCCCAGCGACGCCAGUUCAACACCUUCAAACGCCGCAGCUUACCGUGACCAAAGAAACCCCAAAAUCUGUUGCUGAUCAAUCGGACUCCAAGAAGGAACCGCCGGUAAAAAUCGUCAAUGGAUUCCUAGCUGUGUGUCAUGGGUGCGGAUAUACCGGAAUCGAUCACGCCAAAUGUCAACGCUGCAAACGGCUGUUUACGGAACCACCUCGAAGGGUUCCUGAGCCGGAUAAACCGAUGAUUUCGCCCCAUCCACCUCCGUUGGUUCCGACGGCGUCUUCGACACCGCUCCACGGCAAGAUGAUGUUCUCGACCGAUAAACCAGGCGUACCAGGCAGCGGCGAACGGGAUUCUAUCGUAGGAGUGAAAGGCGUAACGCUGACAAAGAAACCUUCGGGAUCAUCUUUGGGCAACAUGCUGUCGAUUCGGGGCAUGGCUAGAGGAGGUGCUUCCGGUGGAAGAGGUGGUCGAGGACGUGGAAGGAGUGCUUCUUCCAAAUACCAGGAUGUGGAACCAGUCGUUUUUACGUUGAGCAGUGAUGAUGAGGAUCAUGAAUCCGGUGAUAAAUCCAAAAAUGGAAGCAAAGUGGUACCGGUUCCAGAACAAAAGGCACAGCCAUCGAUCGUUACUGACAAACUGCGAGAGCCACUGAAGUGUGAACCGAUAAUCAAAGAAACCGAUAAAAUAGAAGAUUUGAUUCGUUUUGAUGUGACCGACAUUAAAAACAUGCCGGAUGGUUUGAUUACCAAUUUGGAAUGCCGUACUAUUCGCAUCGGGUCCUUGAAGUACGAUACUACAGAUAAGGUGGUAGUGUCUUCCCGUGGCGUUCGCAUCAUUGCACCAAACGUAAAGCGAACGAACGAGAAAUGCAUCUUGGAUUUACAGCUGGAUGAGAUCGUCAAGGCGGUGGUGCACUUCUCAAAAGCACUUAACGUUGUAUUUCUGUACACUCUGCCCUCCUGCGGCGCGUUUAUCCGCGAAAGCCUUGAAAUGGGCCUUCCGGAAGAUAAACUUCCUUAUUUCAAUCCCAUUAGUCGCCUGGAUGAUACCCAUCGACGAAUCGCUUUAGUGAUGGACCGUAUAACGGAAGAGUCGAAAUCAAUCGUAAAGAGCAUUAUUUUGACUGACAAACUUGAGGAAAUCUCUGCUCGUGAUGCUAAUGAUUUGCUGAUGCGAUCAUGUGGCAGCAAUAAAGGAUCUGAAAAUAAUUCUAACAACACCGCUAGUGGAAACUCUGGCGAUGUUACGGAAAUUAGGAAAAUUCUUAUCUAUCCGCAAGGCAAAGGCGGUAUUUCCAUCAACACCGAAGAUUAUAUGUGUUUGGCGAUAGAUCAAUACCUGAAUGAUGUUAUCAUUGACUUUUAUCUGAAUUAUUUGAAAUUGGAGCUGCUGAAGGAUGAGGAACGUCGAAGAAUACACAUCUUCAGUACAUUCUUCUAUAAGCGACUGACAACGUUAGGGACGCGCCAUCGCGGACAAGACAAGGACCAGAAGCUCACGGCUGCCCAGAAGCGGCAUGCACGUGUGGCCAGUUGGACCAAGAAGGAGAACAUUUUCGAAAAGGACUUCAUCAUUAUUCCCAUCAACGAGCAGUCUCAUUGGUUCCUGGCCAUCAUUUGCUUCCCCAGUCAGGACAUGCCGCUUUCGAUGAAUAGCAACACUCCCACGCCUAUCAAACGGAAAAAAGCCACUCCGAAGAGCAAAAACAUCAGCUUGCAAAUUGGAAACACCACGAUCACGCCGGUUUCGAAACGGGAAAUGGAAGCCAUCAAUCUCGGAGACGACGAGAGCGAACGGGAUGAAGCCGAGGGUGAUGACAGCGAGCUGGCUAGCGAUGCAGAGGAAACAGACGAAGAGCCUACCGAUAGCAAACAGCCUAUCAAACAGCCAAUCAUUCUAAUUUUUGAUUCUUUGACUGGUGCGUCUCGGAGUCGUGUGGUAGCUACGCUGAGGGAUUACCUAACAUGCGAGUACAAAAGCAAGAUGCCGAACAAACCGCCAAAAAUAUUCAACAAAACAAAUAUGCCGGGCCAUUGCGUCAAAGUGCCGCAGCAAAACAAUUUCACUGACUGUGGGCUGUAUCUGCUGCAGUACGUCGAGCACUUUUUCUUGGAUCCUAUCAGAGAUUAUCGCACCCCUAUCAAAUUGCACGACUGGUUCGAUACUCUCAUUGUGACCAAGAAGCGAGAGGACAUCUCGAAUCUGCUCAAAGAGCUGAUACAGAAACACAACCCUGACGUUUUGCCCUUGCCGGACAUCAAGUUCCCAACUUUGAAUGGUAAACUUAUCAUCGACCCUGAUGAAAACUUCAAUGAUGCCGAAUUCGAAGAGGAGGAAAUGGAAGACGAAGAAUUUGUCGCCGGAAGUCAGGAAUCGUCGACCAGCGUCGAACGCCUGAUCGAGGAAGAACCAAGUAGGGUGAUACCUAUACAGACGAAGAAAACCAUCAAGCUGAAACGGUUAAACUCGGCGGGGACAGUGACAGGAGCACUAGCCAAUUCGACGGCAACCGGAAACAGUGGGCAAUCGCUGCUCGCAUCGUCACAGAAGCGACCCCUAGAAGGAAUCAAAACCGGUGCAGACUGUAGCAUAAGGCCAAAGGCGGCAAAACUUAGUGAUAGCCCAAAUAAAGUAGUAACUACCCAAAAUUGAAAGAGUUUCGGGCCAACGUCUAUGUAAGAUAUGAAAGUGUUAGAAAUCUUAAUCUAUCCCACUCACCUAAAACGCAUAAGGAUUAAAGCAGGUCUACGAAUCACAACUAUUGAGUAAGAUCGUACAAUUGUAUAGAGGAAACUCUUUUGGGAAUAACUGAUGGCGAUUUGUUCCUAGACGCAUGGUCAUUUUUAUUUGAAACAUCAGACAUUUAGGAAUGCUACGAGAGGAGAACUCUUGCGCAUGUGAACACGUUUUUAGUGUUCAAAAUGCCCUGAGCGAAGUGAUCAGUGUCACCUUGUAAUUAGCUAGAUGUGUAUUUUGAAAGUUUUUUUUUUAUAACCGGAAAUACAAUUCUGAAUCGAACAGUUGAAAUUUGAAUCUUUUUCAUGUACACCGAACCGAUGUGACUUCAGUGGAAGGUCAUUGACCUUAUCUUUCCCAUGUAUAAAUCUAAUCCGAAGCUUGUUUAUCUUCUACGGCUGUUCUAGACUGUUAGUCGCCAAAAAAAUAAACAAAACGGCAUAACCUCAAAUCGGGGAAUCAAACAGACAUAACCUAACAUUUUAGUGCGGGUAGUUUCUACUAGGGGUCACUAAAGCUGACAGAUAGAUUCUAGGUUAGGUGCACCAUGUAUUGAAAUAAAAGGAGUAACAUAACCUGACUUGUAAUUUCACAUAUACAUGGCAUGUAUAUCUUGACCGAGUGUCUACGCCGAAAGGGUAAACAUUGAUCCAUUUUUUUCGUUACAUGGGAUUUUAGUAACAUAAUCUUCACUUAGGUCAGUGAAACUAUAAUAAACAUAAACACUUCUACAGCCAGAAUCAUAAUUUAGAAUUAGUACUAGACAUUACUCUAUCAGAAUAAAACUAUGCUGUGACUGAAAUAAUUAUUACGAAAUGAAAUAAAAUUAUUGUUCUACGGUGCA